AGAAUCAUUUUGAGAAAUUCAAAAGUUUGUGUCGUAUUCACAUGGAAUACUUCAUUGCUUCUGAAGAGCUGAUCAAGCACUGGGCCCAGGCCUGUCCGAAUCUUUCGUUCAUUAAAUUUUGGGUUACCAGAAUUGUAUUACCAAGUAUGUAUAUAUAUAUAAUAUAUUAACAUUUAUUUUGGUUUAACGUGUGUGUUAAAGAGAACUGGCGUUUAAAAUGUUGUCAUCAAUCUGGACAAGCCACUGUUUAUUUGAGUGUUAAGGAUGUCAAUGCAAGACUUAUCCUGGUGUUUCUUUCUUAUGUCAUUAAAUUAGUCAGCGGUUUCCAUGUUAGUGUAUAUCUUAAUGAUGCCAGUGCAAUACUGCCCCUUGUGUUUCUUUCUUUUGUCAUUAAAUAUGUCAGCGGUUUCCAUGAUAAUGUAAAUCUUAAAACUUUUCGACCUACGUUGGCCAUCAACAAUCUUUCUAUUUCGUCUGCAAAAAUGCAAACAGCUUGUUUUAUGAAUCACAUAACAACGGCCUGUUGUUAAAGGCUGCAAUAACAAAGCCCUGUUGUUGUAUAGUUCUAAUAAAAUUGCCCUGUAGUUGAUGGUUGUUAUAACGAUAUCAUGUUGUUUACGAUUGAUAUGACAACGCGAAUCUGGUGUAUGAUUAUUCUUACAACUACCUGUGGUUGAUGGCUAAAUAUAUUGGCUAAAACAACGCCAUUUCUUUAUGGUUCCUAUAACAACGCCAUGUUGUUUAUGGUUGCUGUAACAACGCCAUGUGUUUAUACAAAUGAAGAUAUUUUUUUAGAGAUUUCGUGUCCUGUUUUCACAAACUUUCACUUGCACACAAAAGAAGGAAAUUUUAACUCAACUUACACAACUCUAACUCCGUCCUAUUACUCCAUCAGGCAGCGUUGUAAGUUGUAAGGCUUGGCAGGCGUUAGCCAACACACAUCCCAAUUUGUUGGUUGAAAUCCAUGCCCAAUUGAUUGAAAGCACGAGGCAGAUGUUGCCAAUUUUAGUUACUGCUAUGCCCGUGCACACAUUAAAAUGGGACGCAUGGAAUGAAGGCACACUGGAAAUUGAUGUAAGAUUAAUGUAUUAAAUGUUAGCUGUUUGGUCUAGUAGGCAUUUAUCCAAAUUAAUCACAACAGUAACAAUACAAAAAUUAUUUUAGAAAUUACUUCCAAUUAAUCACAAAUUAUUACUUUUUUGUUAUAAUGUAUUAAAAGGCGGGCGUGUAAAUUUUACUAUUUUGGCUAUUCGAGUGAGAAUAGAUUAGGAGUCUAGUGAUAUUGUAACUAACAUACACAUGACGUGUAACAGUCAACGACUAGCUAAUAUAACUGACACCGAUAAGUCUGUUAUUAUUAAGCUAAAUAGUUUUUACAUUUUUUAAUGUCAUUUUUGUAUCUUCAGCAGUUGUUAAAUAUCUUCCUCCAGUCAGGAAUCAAAGUACUAACAUAGUAUAGAAUCCAAAUUUGUAUCGCUGAUCAAAAACUUAUUUCUGGAUUCAAUAAUGUUUGAGCAAGAGUAAUUUUGUUCUCUGGUUCAGCUCCGUCUUAUUAAACAAUCAUUUUAAUGAAUCAUCUGGCCAUUUUAUCUCACAUUUUUAUCUGGCCACUUAUCUUGCAAAUUGUCUGGCCAUUUCAUGUUACCAUUCUUCUUCUAUAUAUUAAGGGCCCAUGAUCAAUUUAUUGAUCAUUUUGGCUCCUAUGCUUGUCCAAGGGAUUUGAAAUGUUUUUAUGCUUGAUGUUGAUGAGGAUAUUUUCGUGGUUGCAAGGGCUACUUUGUGAGAAAAUCAUACAUUGGUGUUUGGAAGGCAUGAGGCUAUAGACGAAAAUGGGUCAAGUUAUGUCACCUUAACUGUUCCUUUUGAAAGAUUGUUCCCGUCCCUGAUUGUCUUUUGCAGUAAUGAGCAGAUCCUAUACUGGCUUCUCGCUGGCAUAAGCCUGAAUUGCCUAUCAUUCCCUCGUUGCUGUAUAUUGUGGAGAGGGACGAGUUUCUGUUAAAUGUUGGAACAGUGGACCAGCCCAUUAUUUAUCUUUUACAUUAUGGAGAGCCAGGAUAGUCGUUGUCAUUCCUCCAAUGGUGACCAGCCUAGUGUUUCUAGCAUGCUGCCAACACUUGAGGUAUUCCUGUAGUGGUUCGGGACGAGGGGUGCUGCUCUUCGCUGGACCUACUCCAACCUGCCAAUGCUUUUCUGGGUAAGUGGGCCCCAGAAGAAAAAUGCAUAAUCUAAAACCGGACGGACAAAGGCCUUAUAGGCACUUUCUUUCACACAUGAGUUGCCAAUCUUUUGAUUACGCCUCAAGAACCCCAGGAUCGUGUUUGCCUGGUUUCACACAUUGUUAAUAUGCUCGUUCCAGCGGACUUCUCUUUGAAUGGUAACACUCAGGUACUUUUCAGAGGAAACUGGCUUAAGUAUAUGGCCAUGCCCUUUGUAUUUGUAGUGUAGAGGAGUACAACUUCUACAGACUGACAGUUUCUGGCACUUGGCAUGAUCACAUUCCAUAUCCCAGCUCAUCUAUCAGCAAGCUAACCGAUUGAGAUCCUGUUGUAGCUGGUCCCGGUCAGAUCUGUUGGCAAAUGUCCUAUGCAACGAUGUGUCAUCUGCGAACAGUCUUGCCUGUGAUGACAAUUUCUCUGGUAGGUCAUUAAUGUAUGCUAGGAAAAAAAAGAGCUUAGCACGUAUCCCUGAGGGACCCCUGACUUCACACCGAUAAAGGAGGAGUGUGUACUGUCCACAACUACUGCUGACAUCAUUUGUGAGGAUGCUCGAGAUCCAUGUUUUAGUAGUGCCUUGCAUCCUAUAUCUCGGGAGUUUGUGUAGAAGGAAACUAUGAUUGACAGGGUAAAAUGCCUUUGAGAAGUCCAUCACAAGCACGUCAGUUUACUUGCUCUUCUCCAGAUUGGUCAUCAAGUCUCCUACAAUAUCAAGGAGCUGAAUCUAACAUGAUCUAUUUACUCGGAAGCCAUGUUUUUUGUUAUUGAGUACAUUUUACCUUUCAAGAUGCUUCAUGACUGUGCUUACGAUUAUGUACGCCAACAGUUUGCAGACCACGAUUAGGGAUAUCGGACGAUAGUUCGCAGUGUCGGAAUGCUCCCCAUUCUUGUAUAAUGGAGUGACAUGCGCUGUUCUCCAGACUGUUUGAAGAUUGCCUGUGCACAGCGAUGAUUGGAAGAGAAUUGUCAGUGCAGGAGCGAUUUAUGUGGCUAAUUUUCUUAGCAUUCGUGGUUUUAUCUUGUCAGGACCACAUGUUUAAUAGGGGUAAUUGUGUUGGAAAAGGGCAAGCAACCCCUGCUCUGAUAUACGGAUAUCUUCAUUGACGGCGGAGGCUCUGUUCUUGGUUUUUAGAAGGAACUAAGCCUCCCAGAACUCUAUACCGUCAGCAAAGACAAACUGGAGCUGCUGAUUCAGUAUGUCAGCCUGAGCCUUUAGUUCAGAUAUCAAAUAACAAUCCCAUCUCAGGGGGAAAAACUCUAGCAUUUGAAGACUCUUGGUGCUUCACAUAAAUCCAGAAGCGCUUGUUCAUAACACCUUUGGUCGAGGUGUCUUCCUCUAAGAAGUUGCCGUCCAGGUAGUUCCAAUAUGAUCUAUGGAAUAAGCGUUGGAUAGCCAUUUUGUCUUGAAAUUGUAUCUGGUCAUUUUAUCUGGUAACACUAACUGAUCACACUAUCUGGCCAUUUUAUCUGGCCAUUUUAUGUGGCCAUUGCAUAUUGCCAUUCUAUCUGGCCAUUGUAUCUGGCCACAUUAUGGGUGUCUUGAAAGGUUGAAAAGUUCACAACUUAAAAAAUAAGAUUUCCUUUAUUUUUGUUUCAGAAUUAUUCUCAAAAUCAUCUGUUUAGCGAUUUAAUUCGACCUUAAUUCAAUUAGUUCCAAAUUGACCAUGCUCAUUCUCGAAAGUCUGAGGUUAUAUAUGUUAAAAAUGAUCACACACUUUACAAAUAUUAAAUACACAUCAUUGCAUCUUAAAUCAGGGUAAAAAAAGACAUAUUUGAAUAACCACACCACGUUUACAUGUUCUUAAAAUUCGAGAAACAGCACAAUGAUGUUUUUUUUAUCAGUGAUGCACGCUGGUUUUAAUGGAUGAAAUAUAAUAAUCUAAUUUUUUUAUAUAUAUACACACAAAUAAAUUAUGUUAAAACAAACUAAAUGUAUUUCUUGUGUUUUCGUCAGCUGAAGUGUCUACUUCAUCGUGUGGCCUGCUAUCAUAGAACUAUAAAGAUUCUUUUCGUGGAUGUUGCAGGAGAAUUUCCCAAUCUUGAUAAUUUUUCAGUGCAAAAAAUAUUGGCUAAUUGCAAAAAAUUGUAAGUACACUUCUUUGUGAAUGUGGCACAAAAAACGUUUAAAAUGUAAUUAUUUUGUAUUAAAAUAAUUAGAAGCACACGAUUAUUUUGAAUAAAAAAAACUAAGCUUUCUGGGUGGGGGUUAUCUUUAAUACUAAUUUGGCGGAAGAGUCUAAGUGUAUCGGACCCGUACAAAAGUGUUGUGUGGGGGAGAUGGGUUAUACUCAUUUUUUUGCAUUGCUCUGCUCGCUAGUGCUGGUAACCCAUGUACAAAUCUACGCCAACUGAUUCCUCGUUGUGACGAAAUGGAGUUGCACUUACAAUUUCUAUGUACACACGAUGACCUACCUAGAGCACACCCAAACUUUUUUGUGAGUUCAGGACGAGUUAUUUCCUGUAACAGACCAAGUUGACCCAAAUUUUUCAAACGUCCCUAAUACUUUUUUUUUUUUGAAAUGAUGGCGUAGAAAUUUUUAUCAUAAUGAUGUGAAUCACGAGAUAAGAAGGGAACUAGAUUUUAAUGCAGUAACAUGAGACAAGUCAACUAAGAUUGCCUUAAAGCGGGCUUUUCUAAAACUUAUUGAUUUGAAUGAAUAUUUCUAUUUUAUUACUGUACUUGAAUAUUUAUAUUAGCAUUUAUAAAAUUUGGUUAAAAAUUGUAUCUAUGGUCAUUCUGAUAAAAGUGAAUUUAUUUAAAUCAUUGUUUAAUUUAUUGUUUCUCAAUGUUCGACACGUGCACCCAACACAGUAUUCGUGUCGGCCGAUUUGGGAUUUAAAUAUUUAGACUUCAUCCCAUGGUACAGAUUGUGAUCUGGCCAAUGGAUAGAUGUUAGCCAUUAUGUUCUCCUUUAUAGUUGAAUAGAUGUAUUAUAUUAAUCCACUCUGGAGGUUAUUAGUUCGUUGUAAUAAAAUGUGUUCAAAAGAAUCGUUCGCCACGUGUCGACUCUAGCCACCUAUGCUUUCGCGGCUAUAGUAAAGCCGAUUAAGGUUAUCCCCAAUGGAUAUUAACAUUGUACAGCUUCUAUAUUCUUUGACGCCUUGCUCUGAAUUCGUUGUCGUUGUAAAGGGAUGUGUUAGCUCGGGAAUAUUGGAAUAGUUCCCUUCUUUUAUUGUGUCUUCACAUGUAGCCUGGUUGCUAGAUCAUGCAUUGCUGCAGUACAGUCAACAAAGCCUUGUCGGCUGAAUUGAUGAAUAUGUUUCCAGAGGCCUGAGUCCAAUAACCCGCCCAAGAACCCAUCCGUAUGCUGAAGGACUUUACUCCCCCGAGAAAUAUCACAUACACUCACCAAUGCGUACUGGGGAAAAGGUACCCCAGAAGAUACAUUUAUGACUGGUAUUAUACAUGCCCUGAGAAGUGCUCAGAACUAAAUAUCCACGAGGUACAUAGGAUAAAGAGUUCCCUUCAACGUUGAAUGUAACUCUGUAUAGUAUUGCCGUAUCAUCUAAUUGCGAUAACGCCUUGGGAAGCGCUAAGACCUGAAAAGUCAUGAAGGAUAGGACCCAAUAAUCCAUUUCUAAUUUGAAGUAUCUCAUUAUUGAAUGAUCUAACCAUUUCAUCAAAGCUGAUUUAUAACCAAACCCUAUCUACUUGCUUGAACGCCCUGUGAAGCCCCGUAGUGAAGAAUCGGAAGAGCCACCUCCAUCAAAAAUGUGAAAGUACUUCUGAUGGAUCAUGCUAGAUAAUCAAAAUAAUUGACUAAUUAGUUAAUUUGAAAGGUCUGAUGGCAUACAAUUGAAAUACUAAGCAAGCCGCCUAUUAUGAUGAGAGGUUGGCUAUACGGGAGGUUAUUGUUCAUAAUAAAAUAGAACUUAGAUAAAUUGAUAUGAAAAAUGUUUUGCAUAUCCUUCACUACCUUGUAAUAUUUCAAUACACCCGUAAGUGAAUAGUUUCCUUUUAUUUAAUGAAUGUUGUUAUGAAGAGUGUGGUAGUUAAGGCAUAAAUAAGCAAAGUAAUUAUGUCUGUAAGUGCGUGAAAUCGAUAUAACAAAAUGCCCUUUGACACAAGCAGUUGUGACACCCAUAAGUGAGUUGAUCUAACACCCCCUACUAUAUAAUAGUCAUUUCACCACAACCUACACAAUUUCUAAUAUAUAUAUAUAUUUUUCAAAUUCUUGAUCAUAAUACUUUUAUUAAUACAAAAAUAAUAAUAUGGUAUUUCUGUAAACACUUUCAGGUUUAAAAAAAAAAACAACUAGAACUCUGCGGGUAUCUUAUAUUUUGCUUUUUGAUUUCGAGUUGAAUGAUGCAAAACUAAAUUUAUGUAUGUUCGAAAAUGCAUCAUCGAAAGAUGAAUAUUUUAAAAUUUGUCUGUGGUAGUUAUCAAAUACAACUCACUGGGCGUCUAAUCCCCAUUUUCUCGGGCGCCCCUCAGCCCAAAUCAUGACUUGAUCAAACUGAUGUAUAUGCAAAUUUUAACUACAAAAAAAAACAAAAACAAAAACACAAAAUCAUAUUGGUUAUAAUUAAUGUAUUAAAAAAUAAUGUAUUGAGCUAAGACAAACAUUAUCUUGCUGAUUUGUAUCGCUAUGGUCUUAAUCGGUGCUAAAUUUUGCUUAUUGAAAAAACAAUGCAGAACAUAACAAUGGAACUGAGAUAAAUAGUAUUCAAAUAAAACAAGACCAAGUAAGUGAAACCAACACUACUGAAUUUAACUGCGCUUUUAAAUUUCUGUCAAAAGUAUAAAUUCAAAUAUACAGAAACCAAUAAACGCACACAAAAAAGCCAUGUCAACUUAAUGUAUAACACAGCAAGCUGAAAGGUACUCUCCUCAAAAUAUACAACGUCUCGAAUAUGUAAGGAACUACAUUUAAAAAAUCCCUAUGGCUCUCUAUCUCUCGCUAUCUCUCUCUCUCUCUCUCUCUCUCUCUCUCUCUCUCUAUCUAUCUAUCUAUCUAUCUAUCUAUCUAUCUAUCUAUCUAUCUAUCUAUCUAAGAUAGAUAGAUAGAUAGAUAGAUAGAUAGAUAGAUAGAUAGAUAGAUACUAUCUAUCUAUCUAUCUAUCUAUCUAUCUAUCUAUCUAUCUAUCUAUCUAUCUAUCUAUCUAUCAUUCUCUCUCUCUCUCUCUCUCUCUCUCUCUCUCUCUCUCUGCACUAUCCGUCUUGCUGCUAAGAAAUCAGGUGGUCUUUGUAUAGACGUAAAUUAGUACGAUCUAGUAAAGACAUUAUAGAUGUUGCGUCCUCUGAUGACAUUAUUUAGGACACAUAAACUCAAUUAAACGUAAUUAAACUGUUUCCCAAUCAAGCGAGGUUUGGGUAAAUACUGACAUAGCCCAAUUACUCGGGUACGCCCAUAUCAUUGCCUCACUAGUGGGAGACUGAUGUAGGCUAAAUAAAGGUCUAACUUAAGGUGAAAAAGAAAAGGUCUUUACUAUAAACUUUUUUAUGGUUUUAGUGUGCCGAUUACAAAGGAAACAAUUACUUGGGAUAAAAAGCAAUCGAAAUGGCUGCUAUUAUCUCUAUAAUGCACUGCCAAACCGAACGUCUGAAAUGCUCCGACCCACAAACUUAAAGAACUAAUGAUCUGAAAAGAAAAUUUCAUUAGCCAAAUAAGCCCCCUCUCAGUCUCCUCCACUUAUGCUCGGGAGCCUUCGGCGCCUAAAAUGUAUCACUCAUAUCACCCCGAAAUAAAGUCAGAGAAUAACCAAAUUAAAAAGUAGAUUUUUCAAGCUCUUACAGAAUAAAGAUUCCAGUACCAAAAUAUUCUAAGGUCAAAAGCUUACCCCUUAUAACUGGAUACAUUUCAGUUUAUUUAGAAUGUGGGUGCUGUAGUCAAAUAUGUUGUUUUUUUUUAGCCAUAAUGUCAAUUUUGACGUCGAUGGAUGUUCUGCCCUCCCGAACUUCUGAAAUGCCCCAAGAAACUUAUCCUAUAACCCAUAUUCUUUUUAUUUUUAACUUUCAGACUGCCAUUCUUUUGUUAUAAAACGGAAAAUGAUAUACGGAAAGCCUCUUGGAAACUCGCUCAAAAAUAGAGUGGUUCUCUUAAGUCAACUGUUUUAAAUUGAGGUCUUUUAAAAAAAGACAAAUAACAAUUACAACGUUGGUCAUUGAUCCAUUUAGAUUAAAACUUAAAUUAGUUAAGACAUGGCUAACCUGACAAGUAUCAUUUAAUAUACAUCCAAGAUCAUUUGUGUGUUCGGUUUACAUAGUGG
Lymnaea stagnalis (great pond snail) is the source of this 8423-nucleotide messenger RNA. Lineage: Eukaryota; Metazoa; Mollusca; Gastropoda; Lymnaeidae. The record is from the annotation of a GenBank genome assembly.